UGAGCACACUGGAUGCAUCUUUCGAGUCUUUAAAACUAUCCACGCAGUACUGUACUGGGCCGGUGUUUGUGUCUGUUGAGUUGAGCUAAAAAGGAAGAAGCAAACGAUAAGGGCUAAUUUACUGUUGAACGCUGAAAGCUUCCCAGUUCCCGCAGGUGCUGAAGUGCUUCUGCCCGUUCCGGUGUUGCUGGGGGACUAUCAGGUGAAAGUGUUGCAUCCGCGCUGUUUGCGUUUCGGAGAAGGGGAAAGAAACACGCGCUGUUGUGUUUUUCGCUUUCCGGUAGUAAAGGGUUCUGUUUGUGCCAGCUGUUUGAGGUGGAAAUUUUUCGAACAAAAAGGCACCAACCAGAGGGUUGGAGAAAGAAAUUGAUUUAUUCGCUAGCCGGAGACAAAUCGCAAACAAAAAGGCGGUAAGGCGUGCUCCGCUAGCAAUACUGAGGGUUACAGAAUUGGGGGUGUAAAGUGUGAUGCAUGGUUGUUAGUUUGCCGGAUUCCGUGCACAAUCUGCCGCUUGACGCGAAAACGAAACUAGGCCAAAAGUGCAAGUGAGGGCGCUUUCGCUCUAGGAAUGCGAGGUACGUGCGAAAGUCGGCGACAUUCCGCUACGUAGUGUGAUUGAAGAGUGGUAAACAAAAGUAGCAAAAAAAAAAAAAAAAACAAAAUUCCCAAAACGGAAGCACAACAACUGGAAUAACUAACGCUUUAGAGUGUGAUCUUCACGAGCGACACCACGGCGACGACGACGUCGUCGAUGAAAACGAGUGAACUUUGGUCGGAGUAGUGAAAACAUUUAGUGCUAGUGGGGGAAUUUUUUUUUUUUCGCUGAAGCUGUGAAGCAUCACGGAUGUAUUAAUUUUCACCACGACUGGCAGCAGCAGCAGCAGUGGCAGCAUCGGUUGGGACGCAAGACCUGGUGAAACUUUUCCUUCGUAGGAAAAUUCUCACAAACACAUACGCCGGGGCAGUGGGAUAAAUACCCUGAAGGAGAAUAAACAACAACCCACUUUUGGUUUGUCGCCGGAAAAAAAAUCUGAAACGCUACAUCUGAACCUGUUUUCUACCGGCUUAUUCAACCGAGAGCAACUGGUUGUUAGUCUUCAUUGCGGUUACCACGUGCAAAGAUUGAAAAAAAGCCAUUUUACCAGUGUCCCGUGUUUUCCCUUUCAAACUUUCUCCAUAACCAUCACGCUAGGCUACGGUCGGCUAUAAUGAUGUUAAAUUUUUUUCUACCAUCACAGCAGCAGCAUCAGCAGCAUCGCAACUCGUUAGUCUAAAUCGGUUGAGCUACGGCAGAAGUGCAGAACCGCGCCUCUCCAAAGUGACGAGAAUCCUGGAAGGCUCUGUGUGAUAAUUGGUGUGCAAUUAAUGUCAUUCACGUCAUCCCCCCGGGGGUUUUCAUGUCGUGCAGAUCAAAGCGGGCUAAUUAGAUCAACGAUUCUGUAGGGUUCUAGAUUUGCGAAGCUUAACUAGGUACGCGACUUCCCGGUGGUGGGAAAAACACAGGAGAAAUAGAGAUUUGUGGACAACCGUCGUCGCGUGUGUCUGUGUGUGUACGCACAGGGAAUGUGAAAUUGGUUUCGGUUUACCAAGGAAAACGCGAGUGAAUUUGUGCCAGGUCGGUAUCUGUGAGCAUUCAUUAAGCCAUUGGCUCGAAGAAUUCGACAGUUAUCCGUGGGUGAGUGAAAUUUCACACUGCGUUCGACACAGCGAGAAAGUGUCCUGAGCCUAGACCGGUGUCAAUCCGAAUAACCGUAAAACCGCACGACAUCCAGCGACCGCAGAAGCGUUUCGGAGGAAGGAGAGGCCAACCGUAAAACACAAUAAAAAAAAAACGGAAUAGCGAACAAAGCGCAGCAUAAUGGAAAUUCCAACAGUAAUGGACGGAAUGCUGAAAAACGCGCUUGUCCUGCACGAUGACCGGUCCUCACGGAACAGCAAUAGCAGCUCAGGUUCGCCGUCGGUGAUACACGAUAAGAAGAAAAUGCUCGACAUCACCCGGGACAAACCGAUCAAAAUUGCUGUCCGGGUUCAGGUGCCUGUCAGAGAUCAUCCCAAGUUCAACUUUGUUGGCAAGCUGCUUGGUCCGAAGGGAAACUCGCUCAAACGACUGCAGGAGGAAACAAUGUGCAAAAUGGCAGUACUUGGCAAAGGUUCAAUGCGAGACCGGAAGAAGGAGGAAGAACUGCGACUCAGUGGCGACCCACGUUACUCGCAUCUUUCCGAAGAUCUGCACGUCGAGAUUUCAACCUACACAGCUCCGGCAGAAGCGCACGCCCGCAUCGCCUACGCUCUGGCCGAAGUUCGACGUUUUCUGGUACCGGACUACCACGACGACAUCCGACAGGAGCAGAUGUGGGAAAUGCAAGCACUAAACUCGGCACAGAGCGGUGGCGUUUCGAACGGAGGAACCAAUGGGAGCUGCAAUGGGAACAACGUAAGCAACGGUCAUAACACCAACGGUUUGCCGAACGGGAACCUGACACUGAACGGUGGUAAUCCGGAUAUGAUGCACCACCAGCAGCAGCAACAGCAACAGCAGCAGCAGCAGCAGCAUCAUUCUCAUCAUAAUCCGAACGGUGUGGACUCCUUAUCGAACGGCGGCAUCCUGGCGGGAAGCACUGUCAGCACAGUGGGGGUUCCAACAACGACUUCGGCCUCGACGACGACCGGUCCGGAAGCCAGCAACGGACAGCCACACAAUUCCACUGCCGCCUGCAACUCCGUCACACAUCACCAUCAUCAUCAUCAUCAGCAGCAGCAACAGCAACAGCAACAACAGCAGCAGCAUCAUCACCAUCAUCCUCAUCAUCAGUUCCUGUCGAGCAGUGCGGCCGAUGCUGUUGCGGCGGCAGCCAGCGAUUUGAGCAAUCUGAUGCCAGUUGAUGUCAACAUGACUUCCGCUAAUCACUUCGUGAACUCCCUGCCAACUACCGACAUCGAAGCUCAGACGCUGGCUUUUGUGGAAUCGGCUAACGCUUUUCUGCACCCGGCGCUGCGAGGUGUGAAAACAGUGAGUUUAGCCAGAAAACGACCGCUGCUGGGUGGUCCCCGAUCCAGCAUGAAUCCGACAAAGCGUACCGUGAUGACUCUGAUUGCCCGCGCCCGGACGGCCCAAGCGAUGCACGGAGGAAGCCGAGCGGCGGCACCAAUCGGAGAUCCCGUUUUGUCUUUGGCCAGACCGAUUCAGGUGAUUACAUCACCGUUGAUUCUUCAACCGCCGCUGGAUCUGCUGCAAGCCAACGGGACCGGAGCUAUGCAAAAGGAAAACAUCCUGCAGGGGGCCUAAACAGGAUGGAGACGCAGGUGGACAACCGAAGGAACAUUGCUUUCAAUGUGUUAGUAGGAUAGACUAGAGGGAUAUUUUCUACAAGCUAGCAACGAUUCCCGACGGCGAUACUGACUAAGCGUUACUACUUGAUAUCACAACCCAGUGAACACACCAAUUCAAUCCCCCCGAAGAAAAAUCACUCACCCAGCAUCAGCAACAAGUAAUCAUAAUGGCACAAACUGAUAAGUGAAAUUAUAACAGAUAAAAAAAAACAUUCGAAUCAUAUUAUAAAACUUGUUCAGGUUUCAAAUGACAACAAACAACCAAACAAAACAUUAAUCACACCACCCACAACGACCGAGAGCGGUAGGAACGCAAGCAAGUUCCGGCUUUCGGAUAUCUUUAUUUAAUUUUGUGCACUGAACCAAAGCGAACGGGAAAGGUGGAAAACGAAACUUAGAGAUUUUUACAUGUUAGAGCACCAGUAAAGGAAAAAAAACAAAUAAUUUAUCGAGAUCUCGGUUGAUAAUUUCCGUAUCUAUUUUACAAAGAUAGAACAAAAACAGAGCAAGAGUAUUUUAAUACCGCUACACUGGUAGGGAGAGCAUUCAAUAAAACGAAUAAAAAAGCAAAUAUAAACCUAUCAAAACAAUACACAAGUUAUCACAAGUGAGCAUUUACAUUUUAUAGUGGUAAAGUAAAUCCGUAAUUUUUGGUACUUUGCUCAAAAUGUCACAACAAGUACACGCUUUUAAAGUACGUGAAAAAAAUAUUUUAUAAACAUCAUCAGUGGUAAUCACAACCAGAGCAAAGAGUAUUAAAAGUAGUAUCAAGCACCAUUCAAUUGCAUUGUUAAUUUCCACACGCUAAAGUAGUGAAAAAGAAGAAAAAAAAAAACAAAUGUUGGCAUAAUCUGUAGUGUGCACCCGCACCAAACUAAAACUAAAAAUCCGUGCUAGUCGCUUAGCCUGUUCUAGUAUAAAUUUGAAAGUUGCUCUACUGCUAAAUGUUUGUGGUCCGUAAACCGGACGUGUUUAAAACCAAACCAAAGUAACUCCCGUUGGCGCGGUUAAAGCCUGAAAAUAUAAAACUAAAAAAAUCAGUAAUUUCUCGGUGUACGUGUUGAAUCUAUCGUUUCCUGCUAAACUGAUGAUAUUUUAUUAAAGCAAACUGUUUGAAUGAAAAUAUGCAUAAUAAUGUAACAAUAAUAAUGAUAUAAAAGAAAGUAGAAGAGGCCAAGCGGUGGGCAAUCGGUCGGAAGGUCUUGCGGGUAUCCGACGAGAAAGAAGGGUGUAGCUAUUCAGAACGGAGUCUGACAACAUGUUUAACCAUCAUAAUCGGAUAACAGUUGAAGAAAGAAAGAAAAAAGGUGAAGUUACGAUGCGGUAUCAAUCAGCAGCAGCAGGCAAUCCGCUGCGUUUUGGGUCUCCCGGAAAGUGGAAGGUAAGAAUUGCGUUCUUUUUUUUUUAUUUCACAAUUUCCACCAGACCAGCUUCCGCUCACUUCCGAGAACCGGAAGUGUAACACCCCGAUGAUGAUGAUGAUAACCAGGAUUUUAUUUGGCCAAUAAAAUGCCGAUUGAAACGAUGGCUAUCAAUAUUCCGUACGAGGAAGGAUAUGGAUCAAGCUUUUUUUACUGCUGAGCUGUUUAACCCUGCCCGGGCUAGGGCGCUUCGUGGGAGGACUGGGUUAAGGGAAUAAGAAAGCUUGGUCGUAACGAACAGUUUUUCGGGGGAAAAUCGGGAAACAUACAGUUUUUGGAAUCAAUAUGUUAUUUCAGCUGACGGACAGUAAUACCAUUAAUUGAUUUAAGGGGAAUCGUUGGAAACGAUUUUUUUUUUGUGUUGCACGAGAUUAACGAAUUCGAGUUUUAUGGAAUUAUUGUUAACAUUUUGAUGCAUAUUUUGACGUAAAAAAUUCAAUUCAGCUUUUGAAAGUUCUUUUUUCGUGGUGACACCGAAAUUAAUGAAUGAGGAAAUUAAUAUAAAACGCCGUUGCGCUAAAUACACAAGUGCUAUUCUUGUUGAUAUUGGCAUUCGUUGCCAGUAAACUCUUUUUCUAGUAUCAAAACAAUCGUACCCCUGGAAAAAGAAAGAAAAAAAACUGUUGGAAAUAUAACCCGUACCUCAAUUAUUUGUGCAAAUCCAACCGGUUUACUGUUUAUUUUCGUUCGUUUCUCUGGUAUUGAUUUUCCAUCCUCUGAAUCCAGCAGCAAAUUAUUCGGGGUCAUCAAAUAAAAGUAUUUAUUUUUCGCUUGUUUUUCGGGAGCUGUGGUUAAAAAAAAGUAUCACCCUUUUCGAUUUUCGCUUUUGUGCGAUACAGGCAGGUUCCGCGAUUAUUUGGCACCUUCCUUUGUUUACUUGUAGAUAUCAAAACCAUCAAGUAACGGAACAAAAAAUUGUUAGGAUACUGAAAUGUUACGAUGUGAAAUAAAAUAUUAAGCGAUAGCUGACAGAGUGUGCCCCAAUUGAUUUGGAUUUUGAAGUGCUUGUUUCCAGUGUAGGAUCUUAUUAAAAAUAUUUUUUAUGAAAAAUUCCUAAUUUUCUUCCUUGACCAUCCUUUGAUUAUGUUAGUGAUUCUUGGAUGCCAUGUUGGAAUACAAAAUUUGAUUGGAGACCGAUUCUAGACUGACCAUUUUUCGGUGAGAAAACGGGCCAAGUGAGACAUUGGAGAAGAUUGAUUUAUCCCAAGUAGAACAAAUUUCGUGCAGUGGAUUAUGAUUUCUGGAAAUGAAAGCAAGCAAUAUGUGAGAAAGAAGACCAAAACAUUGUCUAACAGUUUUUCAUUGCUAUGACAAUCUCUACUUUCAAUCGCGACUUUUCUCUGUUCUGCAUACCGUUGACGAUAGAAAAUGUCCUUUUAGAGGUUUCAACUGAAUGGCCCUCUGACCAGUUUUAUUGUGAGAGGGAUUCAUUUUAGUCAAGAAGUAUAAUUCGAGGUUCGGUAGAAUACAACGUGAAGGAAGGGUUAAUAGGGAGCCUGAAAAAAAAACCAUUUUCAAGUCCGUUGACAUCGAAUGGUUCUGAUUAUACUAAGAUUCGAACCCACAACCACCCUUUUGUCAAGGCGGAUUCUUUAUCCUUGGGGAAAUUCUCCAUGCACAUGCAAUAGCGAUUAUAGAACACAGCGCGAACACAGCAGACGUAAACUAACAGUGGCAGUAGAUCCGAGCAUUACUUUUAUUGAAUAUUUGCUCAAAAUGUUGUAUCUGUCUGUGUAAAGGUGUUCUCCAAAGUCUGGCUUUCAUUUGAGUCAUCAACUUCUCAGUUCCACUACCACCGGUCGCCAAACGCGAGAAGGGCAAUAGGUGCUUGUAACAGUAGAUUUAAUGAUUGCUUUGAUUGUACCCGUCGUGAUGUACGCUCAUCUUGCCGCACCCACAGAUGACCAGCUAAGCCAAGGUUUUCUUGGGUAAAACUUCCACCCCGGAAACUGUUUUUUGACCGCCAAGUGACGUGUAAAGGCUGUAGCUAGUGAGAGUUUUUCUCAGCUUUUAAAUGAAACCAAUAGAAGUGGUUUAAGUGGUAUACAUUUGAAAUCAAAGCCACUUCGGAGAACUUGUUAACUUGUUUUGUUAUUUGUUUCUCCAUGGUUUGCCGUUUGUAGUGUUUUUAACUUCUUGAAAAAAAUCUGAGAAAGCUCAAAUGAACACAGAAUCCGUGAUAGUUGCAAUCCGUUGGGCUCAAAUAUGCUACGAAAUUGAAAAUAUGUUUAGCUGCCAGGACUUUGUUGAAGUUAAUGACUGCAUUUUGUGCCUUCCUGGUAGUAACGCGGAGCUGGAAAGGAUAUUCUCUUUUGUAAACGGUACACUUACUUACUUGCUUACUUUUCAGGUGAAACAUCCUGCAGAAUUUCGCCUGUCGCCACAAUGUUACGCUAGUCCAGUUUUUUGAGCGUUCUACGUUUUCAAGAUCUUGCUCCACUUCCCAGUCAAUCACAAAUCGUACAUCGGUGUAUGAAAAUUAUCACAAAUAUAUCUCAACGAAGUCGAAAUCGUAUAACACGCUUUUUAAUAUGCGCAGAAAUUCAUCUUCAAUUGUAUAUCAUAGUGGAGUCUUAUCGAUUUACGAUUGUAGGCUUAGAGUUGUAAGACAGUGUAAAACAAAUCACUUUCUAUCGAAUAUUAUCUUAUAUAAAUACGUAUAUACGUAUAUUGCAUACUUUUAUUCCUCAGUACGUAUAUCGCCUACAAAAUAGUACGUAUAUGCAGUUUUUGCACUUCAAAUGCGAGUUUGUAUGAUAUAUAUGAGUGUGGAUAUUGGAAUCAAAACAUUAUUAUACGUAUGAAAAUGUUGACUAGGAUUGGUCCAAACACCUAGUCCGUUGCACGCCUCUACGCCUUGUUCCGGCCGGAUUCGAGACGGAUAUCAUUUUUGAGGAAUUGUUGUUCAGAAGUCUUACUUGUCCCGCCCUUUGUACCCUUCAAAGCUUUACUGUGCUCGCCGUGAAGUUGCGCCAGCUCGUGGUUCAUUAUUCGCCGCCAUAUGUCCUAAGUACUAAGGUGUGGUAGGAUGGGGUUAUCUGCCCUAUCUAUAAAAAGUUGAAGAGGUUGUUUAUAAGACACGACCGCAGAGGUAACGUAGAAUACGACAGCCUGUCUUAUGUCAAUGUCUUUCUUGGAAAAGGUUUGGGAAUACACUCAAUUGGGGUUAAUUAAUUUAAUAGUCUCUUCGCUCCAGAUGACGUUUACCACUGUAGCCGACACCGCGGUUUCACUUGCUGCCGUAUCCAAAACAAGAAUGAAAUUGAAUUGUUUUGUGGCUGUCUUUUGUAGCAAGUUGCACUAAGAUAUCUUAAUUUAGGCAGUAGCUACGAAGAGGCUAUAGACAAGGGCAAAUAGUGCAUUCUCCGUCUAUGAUAUAACAGUUCAAAUAACAAUUUUCUGCAUUUUCCGAUAGCGUAGAUAAUUUUACAACUGAUUGCUGCAAUUAGUAAGACUUGCGCGAAAAAUUAUGUGGUUCAGGCUCACUAGCUCAGAAAUUCUUCAGAUAAACUUUGAGGUUAAUUGUGUUUGUCAAUGCCAUUUAUUGACAAGUGAAUAUUUUUUCAACAUGGCAAAUUUUUUAUUUAGUUUUGGAUGACUUACAGUGAUAAUUAAAUUCUACACGAGGUGAUUUA
Messenger RNA from Wyeomyia smithii (pitcher-plant mosquito), 8386 nucleotides. Its product is annotated as probable serine/threonine-protein kinase MARK-A. Gene Ontology annotation, biological process: regulation of alternative mRNA splicing, via spliceosome. The record is from RefSeq and is a predicted model, not a curated record. Gene Ontology annotation, molecular function: mRNA binding. Lineage: Eukaryota; Metazoa; Arthropoda; Insecta; Diptera; Culicidae. Gene Ontology annotation, cellular component: nucleus. The transcript has 11 exons. The coding region runs from base 1859 to 3286 and encodes 475 amino acids.